Molecule: messenger RNA, 2576 nt
Organism: Paecilomyces variotii
Lineage: Eukaryota; Fungi; Ascomycota; Eurotiomycetes; Eurotiales; Thermoascaceae
Product: glutaminase
Exons: 2
Coding region: 370-2433 (687 amino acids)
Source: RefSeq, a predicted model, not a curated record
UUCGUUGUACACAAUGGAUGCGACAAAUGGCGUGCUCUGGGACAUCGCCUGGGCGAAAGACACGAGAUCGCCUGACCUCCACAGCGGUUCAGAUUAGAUCUCCCUGCCGUUGACCGCGAGAGAUCAUCGUCGACCGGCAGAGAGUGCGGAAAAUAUGGAUCUCGCAGCAGGUGUCAUGCUCGCUAUGCAAGAUCAGUUAUCCUCAUCCGGCAAGAAGCUAAUCGAGACCCCUCAGCACGCAAGGGAGUAUCCUUGCAGCCUCUCGUCCACGACCAUGUGUUCGGGGAAAAUAUUUAGAUGUCGGUGCUGCCCGCCGAGUCGGGCUGUUGAUCAGGCCCCUCAGUGUACGUGCAGCAGACGCAGGUCAAGAUGGUAAGCAACAGAAGCUUGUGGUCGGUCUUUGUAGCCACAUGGACCUUUGUUGCCCUGAGCAGUUCCAAUGCGGCUUCAUUCACUCCAUUCCAACCACCUUCAUACCCACUGGCGGUCCGAAGUCCAUAUCUAUCAGCCUGGCUACCCGGGAACCUUGCCAACAGUCUGCCGUCCAGCGCCCCCCAGUUCUGGUCGGGCAAUGACCUCGCCUGGUCAGUGAUCGUGCGUGUAGAUGGAGUCGCCUACAAUGUAUUCGGUGUAACCGAUGCAUUGGACGGGACUCAACAGGCCGCUCUCACCGAUGCGACGUUCACAUCCACACAUAGUACCUUCACCUUGACCGCAGGUGAUGGUACUGUGAAGUUGGACUUCUUCUCGCCGGUGUCUCCGAAAAACUACCUGCGCCAGUCCUUGCCAUUUUCCUAUCUCACGGUAACAGUGAGUGGCACGUCGGGCAACGUCCAGGUCUACUCUGACAUUGACGACACCUGGACUGGUCAAUCAAGUGCUUCGAGCUGGAGCUACUCCACCAAUGGCACCACUGGUGUCUACCAGAUCACCCCAGCAAAUCCUAUAACGUACGCUGAGAGUGCCAAUGAACAAGCUCUUUGGGGAGAAGCUGUAUAUGCUACUAGACCGAGCGAUGGCGACACCUUGACUUCCGCAUCAGGGCCGCCGUCCACAGUUCGAUCUGAGUUCGUCAGCAAUGGAAAAUUGAGCAAUUCUUACCCCGGCUGGACUUCAGGUGGUGUCGUCGGUUUUGCUCAUGACCUGGGAACAAUCAGCGGCUCGAGCGCUGUUACUUUUGCCAUUGGCCAUGUUCGCGAGGAAGCCAUCAACUACCUUGGAGCUGCACAGACAGGUUACUACAGAGCCAGUUAUCCGGAAACCGUUGCUGCUGUCACAUAUUUCCUAGAUGACUAUUCCGACGCUGCGAGCGAGUCCACUACAUUUGACAACCUCAUCCAAUCGUCCGGAAAUUCAGCAUAUGGAUCUAACUAUUCAGAUAUCCUGGCUUUGUCGGUACGACAGACGUUUGGAGGCAUUGAGUUGACCAUUCCAAACCAAUCUCUCGAUACCAGCGAUGUCCAAGCUUUCCUCAAGGAGAUCUCCAGUGACGGCAACAUACAGACCGUCGACGUGAUUUACGCAACCUUCCCCAUAUUCUACGUUCUCAAUCCAGACUUCAUCAGGCUUCUUCUCCAGCCUGUCUUCACCUACCUCGACCAAGGCAGCUACACCGAGGCCUAUGCUCCUCAUGACUUGGGGGCACAUUACCCCAACGCCACCGGCUGGGACUCGAGCACUGAAGAAGCCAUGCCUGUCGAAGAAAGCGGCAACGUCAUUCUCCUUACUUACGCGUACCAGUCUGCCUCCAAUCAGACCGACCUGGCAACAACCUACUCCUCCUACCUGCAGAAAUACGCUCAAUACCUCAACGAGAAUGGAGAAUACCCCGCGGCCCAAUAUUCCCUUAACGACGCCCUAGGAAAACUGGCCAACCAGACCAACCUAGGCGUCAAAGCGGCCGUCGCUCUCGGAGCCUACAACAAACUCUUCUCUUCCAGCACCCAAUAUACCAGCGCCGCCACCACCUUCGCGGACAACAUCUACACAAACCGUCUUGGAACCAACUCCGGCGGAAAUUACUACACGCUCCAAUACGGCGUCGAGCCCUGGUUCCUCGUCUUCAACAACUACCCGGAUAUCCUCUUCGAUUUGGGCAUCUUCCCUCAGGAGUCCUACAACGCCACCUCGGACUUCUACCCUACUGUCCGCAGCACAGCGGGAAUCCCACUCGACGGAAGCCUUCAAUGGGGCCAGACGAACUGGCAAGCGUGGGUAGCUGCGAUUUCGGGCAGCAGUACGCAGGAGGUAUUCAUUUCGGACCUUCAUGCGUAUAUCUCGAACGGGCUGAACACGGCCCCGUUUUCGGACCGGUAUUGGGUCGCAGACAGCGGAGACUACACAGCCGGACAGUCGUAUACCUUCCGAGCCAGACCAACUCUGGGCAGUCAUUUUGCGUUGUUGGCGCUCAAGGGGGCAAAUAUUUGGUCGUAGAUCGGAAUCGUCUAACAUUAUUUCAAUGAUGAUAAUCUCCGUUUUAUGUUAAUAGCUUUUUUCUUUCUCUCUGGUGGUUAUAUGUCGAAUUCUCGUCGAUAAUGAUGUGGGGGUUAUUGCUGAUAUAUAAUCUCGCGGUGGUC